GUGUAGACAAGCAGCAGUGUGACUUCCUCAAACAGACGGACGGACACCACAUCGUCUGUACUCCUACCCCAGACCCACCCCAGCCGUUCAAAUGCACCCCGACAAUAAGCUGACCAAUCAUGGCAAGCAAGUGAGCAGCGACAGCCAAUCCCAGCUCUCCAAUGUGACCCAGCAGCAGGAGGGGGCCAAUAAGGGCCUGGGGGCGGGCAACCCUGGCCUGAAGGCUGUCAGCCAAUCGGUGAGUGGCGUUGGGGGAUGAUGAAGACGAAGAGAGAGAAGUGUGUCCAUGGACUCUGGGGAACAGAGAGACACUAUCACCCCUGUGCAGGAGCUUGACGCCAAAGUAGAAGGAGUGAUGCGCAGUAAACGGCGAUGUGUGUUGGAGAAGAAACAGCCUUACAGUGGAGAUGAGUGGUGCUCUGGCCCCGACACUGAAGAGGAGGAGGACAAGCCACACCCUGCUACACACCCUGCUACACACCGGCCUCUCCAGGGUCUCUCCGGCCCAUCCUCCAAAGCUGGGCCAGUGCCCCUCCCCUGACCCAGCUCUGACCCCUGGGAUGGGGCGUGGUCUGGGACCAGGAGGUCAAGGUCAGAGAUGCCUCGCCCCGCUCAGCAGGUGGUCUAUGUCUUCACUACCAGCCUGGCCAACAGUGCUGCUGAAUCAGUGAUGCACGGCCACUCAGACUCUAUUCUCCUGUUCCACCAGCAGAACGUCCCACGGACCAAACAACUGGAGCAGUGUGCCCCAUCAGGGAAACAUCCCAGUCUGUCAGGGCAGCUGAGCUCCAGCAGCACCCCUCCCAUGGGCACCCCCAAGUCCCAGAGCGGCACCCCCAGACCGGCCUCUGUGGUAGGGAGCCACCUUCAGGCUGCGGGAAGCAGGACACCCUCUUCCACGGGACACCCCGACUCUGAGCCCCCCCAGAGCAGACCGGGGGGUCUUGGAGCCUCCAAUAACAUUAGCAGUACUCCCUCCCACCAGCCAGGGAACGCUGUUGCACCUAUACCUUCUGGCCCAGGCCCUGGGGGUGGAGGUCGUCCAGGGGAGGGGAAAGGGGUGCUGCCUCACCCCAGCGCGGGGGUGUCUCCGUCGGGUAGCCCCUCGGUGCUCUCAGCCCACCUGCAGGUCGACGUGGGGGCGAGGGGCGGGGGGGGUCCGGGGGGUAAUGGAGGAGACGGGGGUCUGUCUAAAGAACAGCUGGAACACAGAGAGAGGUCUCUACAGACCCUCAGGGACAUCGAGAGGCUUUUGCUCCGCUCCGGGACAGCAGGGGGCGCCGGAGAGCCACCAGGCCCCAACAACAACCCCAACAAUGUAAACAACAUUAACACAGAAGGUAGUGGCGGCGGUCCGCAGGAGGACGCGGAGAAUAGCGGUAAUAAUAACAACGAUGCUAACAACAUGUUGCUUCCCCCUAUGGGUAAGAUGAAGAAGUACGAGGAGCCUCUCAGGUCCAUCAUCUCCCAGGCGCAGCAUCUGGGGGGGGCAGGGGGGAUGGACGGCUCUCCCAUGGGGGGUCCCCACCACCCCGACCGCCACCUCCACUCCCCUGGCGGCCUGGACAUGGGGACCCUCUUGGGUCCUGACGGAUUGACCCCAGAGCAGGUGGCCUGGAGGCAGCUGCAGGAGGAUUAUUACCAGGAGAAGAGAAGGCAGGAGGAGCUUCAGCCUAACCCUCACACACACCCACAGCACUUCAGAUUGAUGCAGGAGAUGGGUGCCCCGGUUAUGAUGAGGGGUCCCCCUCCGCCAUACCACAGCAAGUCUGGGGAGCAGCAGUGGGGGCCCGGGGGGCCCAUGAUGGGUCCGGGAGGGAUAGGACCGGGAGGGAUGGGGCCCGGUAACCCUCGGAUGAUAGACAUGCACCAGGAGGGGCCCCGGGGGCCACGGUUCCUGGGCCAGAUGCAGAGGGUUCCCCCUGGAGGGGGGGGGUUUCCAAGCAGUCCUGGAGGGGUGUUAUCCAUCGAGGGUCUCAGCCCCCAGCGGGCAGCCAGGCCAGGCAUGUGGAUAGAGGACCUGCCCCCCAACAUGAUGGGUGGUGGCAGGGGGCCAUUCUACCAUGGGGGGCCAGGUGGGGGACCCCCCCAACACAUGCAGGGUGACCCUGAGCGCAUGCUGACCCGGGAAGAUAUGUUCCGCAUCAUGGAGAAGAGGCAGCUACAGGGGCUCCACCACCUGGAGCUGGAGAGGAUGGUCCAACAACAGGGUAUGGGGGGCCACAGGAUGAUGGAGGGGCCAGGUGGGUUCCCCAACCAGGGGAUGGGCAGAGGGCCAGGGUCAAGGGGGGACCCCAUGGACUUCCUAGGAUCCAGAGAGAUGAUGGGGUCCCCGGGCGGUGGUGUAGGAGGAGGGGGACCCCAGAUGAGAGAUCUGGUAGACUCCUCUCUCGGCCCAGGGGGGAUGAACAUGAACGUUAACAUGAUGAAGCAGCAGCAGCAGAUGAUGUUGCAGAAGCUGAGAGGAGGAGGAAGAGGAGGAGGAAGAGGAGGGCCACUAGAGGGUCCUUUAAGGGACUUGCUGAGCCAAGAGGACAUCGCUCGGAUCCGGGCCGCCCAGAAUGAUGCAGGACAUGGAGAGAGUAAAGUGAUGCUCCAGGGACCAGACGGCCCGCUCCACUUCCCCAACCAGGGGCCCUUCCCUGGGGGACCGGGAGGAGGCGAUGGGGGUUACCUCCAGGGACCAGACGGCCCGCUCCACUUCCCCAACCAGGGGCCCUUCCCUGGGGGACCAGGAGGAGGCGAUGGGGGUUACCUCCAGGGACCUGGGGCUAACAUGUUCGGAUUGCCUGACCAGCAUGGUGGGGGGCCUCACAUGGGGGGUACGUCUCGCCUCAGCCACAUGCCCAUGGGUGGUGGUGGUGGGGGACCCCGGGGCGCAGACCUCGGCCCCCACCACCCUUCGGACCUGUCCAUCAACGUGAACCCCGGGAUGGUCUCCCCGGCGAUGCCCCCUCACCAGCUCAAGUCUCCAUCCCUUAACCAGGAGCCAUCGCCUCUCAUGAACUCCCCCGCCGCGGGACUUAAGUCCCCCUCUCAGCUAUCCUCCGCUGGGGGUCCUCAGAGCCAGCAACACCCCCUACCCCCUGCCUCUGGGGCCGGGACCCCCUCCUCUUCCUCCAUGAAGUCUCCCCAGGUGAUGGGCCCCUCCCUGGGUAUGCGCUCCCCCUCAGACUCCCCCGGACGUCUGAAGUCUCCAGCCAUAGUGUCGUCAUCCUCUCCGAAGACCGCUCUACCCAGCCCUGGGGGACUUGGCAGUGGGAAGGGGCUGGGGAAUGGAGGCAGCAGCUCCAUAGAGACUGGACCAUCACUACCCCCCAGGAGUUCUAACUCCACCCCUAUCAGCCAGCCUGGUUCCAUGGCUCCCAGCAUGCCCUUCACCUCAUCGCCAGACAACCCUCCUACUCAGAACCCACUCUCCCUCAUUAUGUCACAGAUGUCCAAGUAUGCCAUGCCUAGCUCCACCCCACUCUACCACGACGCUAUCAAGACCAUUGCCACCUCCGAUGACGAGAUGAUGCCAGAUCGCCCUCUGCUGUCCGGAGUCAACAUCGGAGGUAACCCAGGGAACCAUCAGGGCUCUAUGCUGCUGUCCCAGAGUUCCAUUGGGCCCCACAGUGGCCAGCUGUCCCCCAACCCAAUGGGCCUGAACGGUAUGAACCCUGCCAUGAUGGGCGCCGGAGGGGGACCCCUGGACAGGAUGGGGUACAGCUUGUCCCCAAUGCACCCCCAAAACCAGAUGGGAGGGUUCCCUCGCAUGCAGCACCCCUCUCACGGAGGCCCCAUGCACUCCCCUCUGGGCGGUAUGCCCCCCCAGUUCUCCCAACAGAACCCAGAAGAUGUUCUCCCCCCCCAGCAGCUGCAGCACAUGCUCAGUAAGGGCAUGUCCCACCCCCACCAGCGCGGCCCCCACCCCUCGGACUCCUUUUUGGGCCCCGACGGCCCCGACCUGAGUGACGUCAUCCGAACGACCCACUCUGGCAUCCCGGAGUUCGACCUGUCUCGUAUCAUCCCCUCCGACAAGCCCUCCUCCACCCUGCAGUAUUUCCCCAAGGCAGAGGGCAUGUCCGGGGUCCAGCAGGGCCAGGGGAACCACCCUAACCCCCACCAGGGCCAGCCUGGCUCCCAGGGCCCUGGCCCCCCUCCUCCACAGCUCCUGAAACAGCUCUCUGCCCCUGGCCCUCACAGCAAUGCCCCCUCCUCCAACCCUCACAUUGCUAACCUGCAGAACAUGAUGGCAGAACAGCAGCUGCCCCCCCACCCCUCCCACUGCGGGAUGGGUAGACAUGGUAUGGCGGGGAUGCCCCAGGGGGGAUCCCGGGGAAUGGGGGGUCCGGGUGGUCACAUGAUGCAUCCUGGACACAUGAUGGGGAGGACAGGUAUGGGGCCAGGCCCCACCCAGCAACAGCUUCAACAGCAGGCCAUGAUGGCGAACAGCCUCCUCCACGGCGGCCACCUUGGCCCCCAGCCCCACCCAUCCAUGAUGUCUUCCCAACAACACAGCCUAAUGGCCCAGCAGAACCUCAUGCUGAUGCAGGCUAAGCAGAGAAGUAUGGGCCUCCCUGGGGACCCAUUCGGCCAGCAGGGGGGAUCCCUCAUGUCCCCUCAGGGCCCCAUGAUGGGACCGGGCCCCCCACACCCCCAGGGUGGGAUGAUGGGCCCCGGCAUGGGCCCUGGCUCCCAGGGGCCACUCAGACAGAGAGGUAUGUCCCUGGACAGUCCCCUAGGCUACGGCCCUGGCUAACAUGCCCUGCUGAUCCUCCUGAUCCAACAGCCUCCUGCUACAUGUCUGUGGUCAAAAUGGCCCCCUAUUCACUACAUAGUGUGUUUGGGAUGCAGAAUUACUGUAAAAACCUUCUUUUCAAUAGGGUGUUUUUCCAUUGUCUCAUAUGUUUUCAUCAAUGUUAAUACUGUUAUUGCUUCGAAUGGUUAAACAUCCAUUGAUAAUCUUCAUAUUGUUUGGAGUAAAAACUGAUUUGAAAAAAAAUGAAAUAAUAUUGAAGAGCUGUCAUGACAAAGGUUUAAUAAAGAUAUCUGAAGCCAUUUUCUACCAUGUCUGUAAAAUAUGGAACCUUUCACAGAUGACUGUAUUUGUUUUGGACGAGGUUUACGGUUGUGAGGCAAAGCCUAUCGGUUUAUAUAUGUUUGAUAUCAUUGAUUAUUUUUCUCCUCCGGCUACCAAACUGGAAUAUAUAAAUAUAUAUGAUAUAUAUAUAUAUAUAUAUAUAUCUGAUAUAUAUAUAUAUAUAUAGUUGCUGUAUAUAAGAUGCAAUUUGUGAUGAUUGUUUGCAAAUGUUCUGUAUAACUGUGUUUUAAUAGAAGUCAAAAAAAUGAAAGAAUACUGAACUCUA
This is a messenger RNA of Oncorhynchus keta (chum salmon), 5351 nucleotides long. It is a transcript of the gene bcl9l, whose product is annotated as bcl9 like. Gene Ontology annotation, molecular function: beta-catenin binding; transcription coactivator activity. Gene Ontology annotation, cellular component: beta-catenin-TCF complex. Gene Ontology annotation, biological process: canonical Wnt signaling pathway; positive regulation of transcription by RNA polymerase II; negative regulation of transforming growth factor beta receptor signaling pathway. The record is from RefSeq and is a predicted model, not a curated record. NCBI's taxonomy places the organism in Eukaryota, Metazoa, Chordata, Actinopteri, Salmoniformes, Salmonidae. The transcript is spliced from 7 exons.